This is a messenger RNA of Dioscorea cayenensis subsp. rotundata (Guinea yam), 627 nucleotides long. RefSeq lists its product as uncharacterized. NCBI's taxonomy places the organism in Eukaryota, Viridiplantae, Streptophyta, Magnoliopsida, Dioscoreales, Dioscoreaceae. The record is from RefSeq and is a predicted model, not a curated record. The coding region runs from base 1 to 627 and encodes 208 amino acids. The transcript has 2 exons.
AUGAGGAACUUAGAACAUCAAGUGGCUCAAAUGUCCAAGUUACUAGAAGAAAGAUUAUCGGGGACUCUUCCAAGCAACACAGUGGCUAACCCGAAAGAAUCAUUGAAGGGCGUGUCCUUAAGAAGUUGGAAGAAACUACAAGAUCCUGUUGAGAAAGAACAUGAACCAUCAGUUGCUGAACCAGUGGUGAUCUCUGAUACAGACAAUGCCCCACAAAACAGAACCCCAGUCACAGAAUAUCAGCAGAAACUCCCUUUUUCCUCUAAGGCAAAAAAAGACCAACAGGAUGAGCAAUACAAAAAGUUCAUAGACAUGUUCAAGACUUUGCACAUUAAUGUUCCAUAUGUAGAAGCCCUAGCUCAGAUGCCUAGGUAUGCUAAGUUUCUAAAGGAAUUGCUCACUAACAAGAGAAAGUUGGAGGAUGUAUCUUCAGUAACACUGAGUGAAGAGUGCUCUGCUUUGCUUUGCAAUAAUCUUCCUAAGAAGGAGAAAGAUCCUGGGGGCUUUAUUGUUCCAUGCACGAUUGGGGGUUUGGUCGAUGAAAAGGAGACAUUCUUCAGAGAUGAACUCAUUGACCUUUUGGAGGAUAUUGUAUUUGAUGAAGAUGAACUGGGUUUGGCAACAUAA